Trichophyton benhamiae CBS 112371 is the source of this 2331-nucleotide messenger RNA. RefSeq lists its product as uncharacterized. Gene Ontology annotation, cellular component: mitochondrion; mitochondrial envelope. Gene Ontology annotation, biological process: mitochondrial RNA 5'-end processing. The transcript is spliced from 4 exons. The coding region runs from base 1 to 2331 and encodes 776 amino acids. Lineage: Eukaryota; Fungi; Ascomycota; Eurotiomycetes; Onygenales; Arthrodermataceae. The record is from RefSeq and is a predicted model, not a curated record.
AUGCUGUCUAGGUCGGUAAGACGGCCAAUAUGCUCCUACGUUUGUCAGUCAUGCCUGUCUAGAAGCAUUACACCCUCCUCUACCGUUAUACGCCGUCACAACCAUGCCACUCUCCCCAUACAACCAGACGCAUCCUCCCAGUCCAACAGCAUCGAAGUAAAACCGAAUGAGGGUGGAAGCAAUGAAGGAUCAGGAGCUGAGAAAUCUUCCGGUGGUAAAAAGAAGGGAAAGGGGAAAGAGAAGGGGGAUGCGAAUAAGGCAAGCAAAUCUAGCAAAGAUGUACCAUUGACACAGUCGGCGAAUACGCAAAUUGCCCCGGAGGUAGAAGCGAAACCUGCCAAAACCCGAAAAUCAAAGUCGAAGGCACGGAAGAAAAAGGCUGCAGCGCAAGCCAAAAAUCUGGCUAAUCUGGCUGGCACCUCGGAUGAAAAUAUAAAGAACAUGAUCCUAAUUCAGCAAAAAUCAAAACUUCGACUGAAAAAGCUUCGACCCAGCAAAGUCAUAGCGGCCCUCAACCUCGCAGCACAGAAUGGAAAGUCAAAGUCUGGCAAAGCGGCCAAGGGUGGUCUAGAUGAGUUUGCUCCAGUGAGGUCUGCAUCUCCAAAGCUCACAAGCGAGGUUACUCUUGGGGACAUUGAGAUACUCCUAUAUAUGUUCUUAUCUAACGUUUUCCUUUGCUUCUCCCGUUUAGCUUUGAACACUGAAUCAGAUGAUGUCCCGUCCCUAUCGUAUGGAUUGGACAGGGUAUUAUUCAAGUAUGUCUGCAUUCUAUUCCAUCAAAACAUUCAGCUAACCCAGACUAGCCCUGGCGUUUAUCAAUUACAGGAUCCUAGGACGAUGGUUUAUAACUUUGACCCGUACCUACGCGAUAUAAUGCCCGUUUCCGAGUUCGACUUCAAAGCCUUGAACGACUACAUUACAUCGUCGAAGGAUACCGUCCUCAAGGACAAAGCAAUUGCGGCCGGCAAAAAAUACAUUGGAUCUUCAUCUAGCAUGACCGGUGUGCUUUCACACUUCCAUUUCUUACUAUCCGAAUGGCGAGAGCUCAACACAUCUCAUUUGUCGAACUCUUUCCCGGCCACCUCGAAAACCUACACAAAGCUUUCUCGGCUCCCAGCAGUCGUUUUUCUGCGGUACAGAGAUGGGGUCUAUGCUGUCGACGCUGAUAAAGAAUGGGACACUUCCAAUGUUUUGAUGGGAUUAGGGAAGUCCAUGGAGAAAUUGCUCACCAUACCUAGAGACCAGUACGAACGCUACCGGAGGAAUAGCCCGGAUAAGAUACUGAAAGAGGACUCUCCUCCCGAGGUGUACCACUAUUCAACCUGUGGUGAUUUCUUGAUGAGAUCCCAACUUGAUGCAUAUGAUCCUCGUCUUCCCGGCACUGGAAUGUUUGAUCUGAAAACCCGUGCGGUAGUUUCAAUUCGUAUGGAUGCAAGAGAGCCAUGGAAUGCUAUGGGAUAUCAGAUAAAAACCCGCCUGGGAGACUUUGAGUCUUUUGAGCGCGAAUACUACGACAUGAUGCGAUCUGCAUUCUUGAAGUAUCACCUUCAGGUCCGUAUUGGCAGAAUGGAUGGGAUAUUUGUUGCUUUCCAUAAUAUCAAACGAAUAUUUGGAUUCCAGUAUAUCAGCUUACCCGAGAUGGACAAGUGUAUCCAUGGUCAAGAGGAUACAGCCCUCGGCGAUGCAGAGUUCAAACUCAGUCUCAACAUCUGGAAUAAAGUCAUAGACGUGGCUACUGAGGCAUUUCCUAAGCAGUCGCUGAGGUUUCACUUUGAUACCCGAGAAACGCAAAAUCCGUUUAUGUACAUUUUUGCGGAACCCAUGACAGAAGAUGAAAUAACGAAGAUCCAGGAACGAAACCUCGAUGAGAUCCAGGCUUACGAGAAGAGGGUGUUCUACCCUGAGCUCCUUGAAUCUCAACAGAUGGAUUCCUCGAUUGGAGAAGCUGACAAUCCCACCAAGCAAGAACCAGAGUCGAAAGAGUCCGCCUCUGAGGAUGACAUAGAUCCUGAAAAGCCUUUACUUGCCAUGGCACUAUCAAUUCGCAAUUUUGUCAACGGUAAGGAAGUGGACAGGCCCACCAUGUUCACUGCCAAGGAUACAUGGACUGUGAAAUAUCAGCUUGCCCAUUUUGGUAAAGAACGAGGAUGGACGCUGUAUAAUGCAUGCAAGAAACGGCGAUCGAGGUUCCUUGGAGCACUAGAGGACGAAGAAGCACCAAACUCGGCCUUCAAAGAAAGAUUGAACGCAAUCAGUAAAGAGGGACAGAAAUGGAGAGACGAGAUGGAUAAAAUCGAGAAGGCAAAGGGAAUUAUUCAAUACCAAAGCUAG